This is a messenger RNA of Enterospora canceri, 813 nucleotides long. Lineage: Eukaryota; Fungi; Microsporidia; Enterocytozoonidae. The record is from the annotation of a GenBank genome assembly.
AUGAACAAGGCAGAGCAGUUGGAAUAUGAGAGGAGGCUGAUCAGAAAGCACAGGACUGAGAUACUCAGCAGUGGCUCAUUCGACUGUUUGAAGCAGUACGACGUCCUCUACAUCCACAAGGUCGAUCAGAGACUGCUGCUUGAAGAACUGGUCAAAUCGAAGCCAUCUGCCCACUACAAUUUGAAGAAACUCGAAACCAAAACGCUUCUAUCGCUGGCUGAGGAGCAUCAGCACCUUCUUGGCCGCAUCCAGCACGUUGCUUCAACCAGAGACGGCCUCUUCAGCGAUGCUGUUUGCUUUCUGGAAAACAGGCGUGUGAAGAGUGAGCUCCACUACUGGAUUCCAGGAGCCAGAACCACGAACGUGUUUGCGAUGAUUGGGAAUCUGCUGCCUGAUUUUGGUGAUCUGUACAAGGUCUAUUUGCUGAAAUGCUAUGCAUUCAGGGAGCAGCAUCGCGACUGCCUGAGGUAUCUCAGGGAGAAGGGGAACAAGGUGGAGGUGGAGGAGAUCGAGUGCAUGGUCCAGGACAGGGGGAUCUUCAGGAACAACUUCACCAUCACCAAAUUGGACUACGUUGAUGAGAUCAAGGAGGGUGCAUUUCAUAGGGCAAUUGAUGGAUACAGAAAUCCAGGUGAAUUUGGGGAAGUUGAGGUGGAAAACUGUGGCAAACUCGGAAACAUCGUGAGACGACGAAACAUCAACAGGGAUCUCAGUGCUGAGAUGCUACCGGAACUGUCGUUUGUGGAGUACGAAGUUGAUGGGGUGGUUUACGUGGGGAAACUAAGUGAUUUUGAUCAAAUUGUCAAAUAUUGA